AGAUGGGCUCCUCCUCCCUCCUCCUCUUCCCCUCGUCCUCCUCCGCCCACCGCUCCUCUUAUUCCCAUGCCACCGCCGCCUCCGACUCCUCCUCAUCCCACCUGCUCCCCUAUCCUUCCCACCUCCUCCUCUACCUCCACCACCAAGAACCAGCCGCCAGCAUGGUCCGAAAGCGCCCCGCGCCCGACAUGGACCUGCCCCCGCCGCGCCGCCACGUCACGGGGGACCUCUCGGACAUGACCGCCGGAGCGCCCGUGCUCUCGUCCGCCACCGCGCAGCUGCCCGCGCUGCCCACCCAGCUGCUCCCGCCAUUUCAGCUCCAGCAGCAGCACCAGCAAGUGCCGGAUCAUAUGGACGCCGCGCCGGGGAACACCACGGCGUUCGUGGACGGCAUCAUCCGGGACAUCAUCGGGAGCAGCGGCGCGGGGGUCUCCGUCGCGCAGCUCAUCCACAACGUCCGCGAGAUCAUCCACCCCUGCAACCCCGGCCUCGCAUCCCUCCUCGAGCUCCGCCUCCGGUCCCUCCUCGCCUCCUCCGACCCCGCCCCGCCGAACGCUCUCCUCCCCGACGCCGCGCCCACCGCCGCAAUGCCCAUGGCGGCGCUCCCUCCCCCUCCAGACAAGCGGCGCCGCGAGGAGGAGCGGGAGCCGACCAACCCACCACAAUCCCCCAAGCCCCCCUCCGCGGAGGAGACCGCCGCGGCCGCAGCGGCCGCCGCCGCCGCCGCCACCGCGGCGGCCAAGGAGCGGAAAGAGGGGCAGCGGCGGAAGCAGCGCGACGAGGAGGGGCUCCACCUGCUGACCCUCCUGCUCCAGUGCGCGGAGUCGGUGAACGCGGACAACCUGGACGAGGCGCAGACGGCGCUGCUGGAGAUCGCGGAGCUGGCCACGCCCUUCGGCACCUCCACGCAGCGCGUCGCCGCCUACUUCGCGGAGGCCGUGUCCGCGCGCCUCGUCAGCUCCUGCCUCGGCCUCUACGCGCCCCUGCCCCACGCCUCCCCGGCCGCCUCCCGCCUCGUCAACGGCCGCGUCGCCGCCGCCUUCCAGGUCUUCAACGGCAUCAGCCCGCUGGUCAAGUUCUCGCACUUCACCGCCAACCAGGCCAUCCAGGAGGCGUUCGAGCGGGAGGACCGCGUGCACAUCAUCGACCUCGACAUCAUGCAGGGCCUGCAGUGGCCGGGCCUCUUCCACAUCCUCGCCUCCCGCCCCGGCGGCCCGCCCAGGGUCAGGCUCACCGGCCUCGGCGCCUCCAUGGACGCGCUCGAGGCCACCGGCAAGCGCCUCUCGGACUUCGCCGACACCCUCGGCCUGCCGUUCGAGUUCUGCCCGGUGGCGGACAAGGCCGGGAACCUUGACCCGGACAAGCUCGGCGUCACGCGCCGCGAGGCCGUCGCCGUCCACUGGCUGCACCACUCACUCUACGACGUCACCGGCUCGGACUCCAACACCUUGGGUCUCAUCAAGAGGUUGGCGCCCAAGGUGGUGACAAUGGUGGAGCAGGACCUGAGCCACACGGGGUCCUUCCUGGCGCGGUUCGUGGAGGCCAUCCACUACUACUCAGCGCUGUUCGACUCCCUGGACGCCAGCUACGGCGAGGACAGCCCGGAGCGGCACGUCGUGGAGCAGCAGCUGCUGUCGCGGGAGAUCCGCAACGUGCUCGCCGUCGGCGGGCCGUCCCGCACCGGGGACGUCAAGUUCGGCAGCUGGCGCGACAGGCUCGCCCGCUCCGGCUUCCACGGGGCGUCGCUGGCCGGCAGCGCUGCCGCGCAGGCCGCGCUGCUCCUCGGCAUGUUCCCCUCCGACGGCUACACGCUCGUCGAGGAGAACGGCGCCCUCAAGCUCGGAUGGAAGGACCUGUGCCUGCUCACCGCCUCGGCGUGGCGCCCGAUUCAGACCUCGUCAGCGCGUUAGAAAUCUGUAGAGCUCAUGUUACUACCGCUACUAGUUCUUACUUAGGAGUAAUGCCAUUUCCUAGUUCUUUUGCCUCUUCAUUCAGCUCCUCAUAUUUGGUCAAUUCUGAGUUAAGGAAAGGAAAACAUCCCGAUCCACUAAUUGCUACAUCUCUCCACUUACAUUUGGUAAGUACUAAUGCUCAGCUCAGUUUCAUGGUA
Lolium rigidum is the source of this 2110-nucleotide messenger RNA. RefSeq names its product protein SCARECROW 2-like. NCBI's taxonomy places the organism in Eukaryota, Viridiplantae, Streptophyta, Magnoliopsida, Poales, Poaceae. Gene Ontology annotation, biological process: regulation of DNA-templated transcription; radial pattern formation; maintenance of protein location in nucleus. The coding region runs from base 3 to 1910 and encodes 635 amino acids. Gene Ontology annotation, molecular function: sequence-specific DNA binding; DNA-binding transcription factor activity. Gene Ontology annotation, cellular component: nucleus. The record is from RefSeq and is a predicted model, not a curated record. The transcript is spliced from 2 exons.